AUGACGAUGACAAAAUCUCGGUUGCCUCAUCCAAUUACCUAUAGACACUGCAAUGCAAGAUUGUUUCAUCAUGAAUCACGUGACACGUGUUUUACUGGUGGAAAGAUAUCAUUUUCACGAGUUAAUGCUCCUAUAGAAUUGCAACAAUUAUUUUUGGAUGAUUCAGCUGAAGGAAAACAUUUUAGGCAACAUAUUCGAAGUUAUAACCAUGUGCUCUCAUUCACUUCAAUUGGUGUUCACGUUGAUGAGAAUAUUCUUGCAUCUGAUCGUGGUAUAUACACAUUUAGUGCUCAAGGUGCUUUUUACCAUAACAUAGGAGGUUUCUAUCCAAAUCAGAGUGUCAGACCGCGUUUCUUACAACUAUACAUCUACGACACCGAUAAUGAGCUACAUAAUAGAAUGCAGGAAAAUCCACAACUGCACCAAAAUAUAAUUCACAAAUUACAGAAAAUGCUCCAUCAGUUUAAUCCUUUUGUAAUUAGGUUCAAGCAAUUGUCACUAUUUCCAAAUAUCAGUGAAUGUAGCAUCAUACUUAAGGAGCGUCCAAAUUCUAUGGAAUAUGGAAGGGAUAUUAAUGUCAUUCGUCAUGAUGGAAAUCUCAAAAAAGUUCAAGACACAAAGGGAUAUUAUGAUCCUUUGCAAUAUCCUAUAUUAUUUCCAUUUGGGACGCAUGGUUGGGACAUCAACACAACAAAUCGUAAUGGACGAAGAGUGUCAUAUCGAGCGUAUUACAGUUACAUGCUUCAGAUUCGUCCAAAUGACCAAUCAAUUUUGUUAAAUGCGGGCCGACUAUUGCAACAAUAUGUUGUAGACAAUUAUGUAAAAAUUGAAUCUGGGAGGUUAAGGUGGAUUAAAGAUCACCAAAGGGAUAUACGUUCUGAAUUAUACCAAGGUUUACAGGAUUCUUUGCAUGUUAGUGAAACUAAUGCAGAUACAAAUUCAUAUAGCAUAAAUAUAUAG
Lathyrus oleraceus (garden pea) is the source of this 960-nucleotide messenger RNA. RefSeq lists its product as uncharacterized. The record is from RefSeq and is a predicted model, not a curated record. NCBI's taxonomy places the organism in Eukaryota, Viridiplantae, Streptophyta, Magnoliopsida, Fabales, Fabaceae. The coding region runs from base 1 to 960 and encodes 319 amino acids. The transcript is spliced from 3 exons.